AUUUCUCAUUUGCUCUUUAACUCGUGGAGACUUUCUAACAUGUCUACGAAGGCAGAGCAAUUUGGCUCUAAGAUUCGAUACUUGCAAGAGUAUCACAACCGUGUGCUUCACAAUAUUUACCCAGUGCCAUCAGGAACAGACAUUGCAAACACUCUGAAAUACUUUUCCCAGACCCUGCUCAGCGUUCUGCGGGACGCCCCGGCCGACCGGGGUGGUGCCACCCAGCAGAGUCGGGAGGUUCAGAUCUCAGAUUACCCCUCACUGGACUAUCAGGGGCUCUAUGCCACCCUCGUCACCUUGCUUGACCUGGUGCCCCUGCUGCAGCACGGUCAGCACGAUACGCAUGAGAUGCAGUGA
Messenger RNA from Sinocyclocheilus anshuiensis, 357 nucleotides. RefSeq names its product protein unc-79 homolog. The record is from RefSeq and is a predicted model, not a curated record. The transcript has 4 exons. The coding region runs from base 40 to 357 and encodes 105 amino acids. Gene Ontology annotation, molecular function: protein binding. Lineage: Eukaryota; Metazoa; Chordata; Actinopteri; Cypriniformes; Cyprinidae.